AUGGCUGAAAUUCCGACUGAACGAAUAAAGAUUGCUUGGUUCUGGAAAUCCAAUGCAGACCCUUUUGACGAAAGUCAGAUUGCCAAAUGGGAACGUUAUUCCGACUUAGAAAUCGACUGGAUCGAGGAAAACUACCAGAACAAGGAAAAAUAUGUUGACUUGGGUGAUUAUAGAGUGGACUUGAAAAAGAUGGUUCAAUAUCGAAAAAGUGAUCCGAAUCGACAAAGACCUAUAAAGCGAGAAGGUAUAGAUAGUAGACAGUACAUACGACGAGAUCGGUGUUGUAUUGCCGAAAAACCAAUAUUAUUAUCCAAAUCAUUUGGACAACCGGGUGAUUUCUAUGAAAAUGCCAAGUUUAUUGAUGACUGGAAAAAUAAGCAUGAAGAUUUGUGUAGCUCUCGUGACUAUUCAAAAAUAAUUGAACAAGCAGCUCAAGGUAUUAUUCAUGAGGGGUGUUUAUUGGAAAAAGAAUUUGAAGGUCAACGAAUUGCCGCUAAGUUGCGUAAAGUAAAACAUGAGAAUUUGAAACAAAUCCAUGAUGUGUGUGUACACGUCUAUUCGAUGAAUACAUUUCUGUACGGUUUACUCAUUGAAGCGAUGAGAAAUGAAGAUAUGAGUAAAGUCGAUACAUUAGGACCAUUCAGUUAUCUUUUAACAUUGAAUCUCUACGAUGAUGAUAAAGAAGAUUCAAUUGUUUAUCGUGGAUGCUAUUUAUCGGAUGAUAUGAUCAAUGACUACAAAAAUUCCGUCGGAAAGCAAAUUAUAUGGUCUUCGUUUACUUCAUUAUCACGGUCAGAAGAGGAAGCAGAAAAGUUUGUGAAGAAUGCCAUGUUUAUCGUCCGCAUUACGGGCCAUGUCUACUGUUCAAAAUAUAUCGCGUCUUUGUCUCGGUAUCCGGAUGAACAAGAAGUAUUAUUGAGACCUGUACAUCCCAUGUGGGUUGUGAAAUAUGAAUACAAUAAUGCGAAAAAAAGACAUGUCAUUUAUUUGAAUGAUGAUCCUGAUUACUGGCAAAAACAAUCAAGCAAGUCAUCAUCAUAA
This is a messenger RNA of Adineta ricciae, 1041 nucleotides long. Lineage: Eukaryota; Metazoa; Rotifera; Eurotatoria; Adinetida; Adinetidae. The record is from the annotation of a GenBank genome assembly.